Vicia faba (fava bean) is the source of this 432-nucleotide messenger RNA. NCBI's taxonomy places the organism in Eukaryota, Viridiplantae, Streptophyta, Magnoliopsida, Fabales, Fabaceae. The record is from the annotation of a GenBank genome assembly.
AUGCAAGAUCCAAGGAUUCCUUUGUCGGAGAAUACCUUGAGUAUUAAACCAAAGAAGAAGAAAAACCCAACCCAAAAGGCAUCCUUACUUCAGGUGCAAGGGAAUGUUGUUAUUGGAGAGGGAAAUGCUCCUCUGCCAUUGAAAUCGAGACCUAAGGGUUCCAAAAGACCUAUAAUGGCUGAAGUCUCGCCGUCUUUUCAGAAACCAGAAGGUUCCAAUUCAGAUUCGUUGCCCGACUCCUCAGUGGGUGGAAGUGAGUACCGUCAAUUGAGGCGGAAGUAUUUGCAGCUGGAGGAUGAUGGGUUUGCGUUAGGUAAAGAGCUAAAAGAGGCUGAAGAUCAGGUGAAGACCCUAGAGGAGGAGAAGAUUGCAUUGCUGGAUCAACUGGUUGUAAUGGAAGGUCUUGUUAGUCCAACAAAGAUUCACUCGUAG